CAAAGCGUACCGAGAUAAACGAUGCUACAGAUUAAAUCCUACUGGUAUUUAAAGGCCGCUUUGGCGCUUCAAGGUUUCAGUGUGCGAAGUGUAGCAAGGUUAAAUCGACAAUGUGGACGAGUCUAAUUGUAUCACUGCUCCUGGUCCAAUGCCUGCUUGCCGGGGCAGCGCCUGCGCUAAAGGAUCUGGACGCGGGCACCUGGAGUGCGGAAGAGGCGUGUCAGAAUGUGGAUAAGUCGGUCAUAAUAGCGAACCAGAAUGACUCCACAUGCGCUACUUUCGUCUAUUGUUAUAAAGUCGAUGACUCAACGAGGGCUCUAAUCAAAAGCUGCAAGAGCGGACAAUUUUUUGAUGCCGAUCUCGAAUUCUGCAGUGUCAGCAAACCAGCUGGAUGUGUCUAAUGUGUGG
Messenger RNA from Drosophila simulans, 408 nucleotides. RefSeq lists its product as uncharacterized. The transcript is spliced from 3 exons. Gene Ontology annotation, cellular component: extracellular region. Gene Ontology annotation, molecular function: chitin binding. NCBI's taxonomy places the organism in Eukaryota, Metazoa, Arthropoda, Insecta, Diptera, Drosophilidae. The record is from RefSeq and is a predicted model, not a curated record. The coding region runs from base 111 to 401 and encodes 96 amino acids.